This is a messenger RNA of Aspergillus chevalieri, 2205 nucleotides long. Its product is annotated as transcription factor domain-containing protein. Gene Ontology annotation, biological process: DNA-templated transcription; regulation of DNA-templated transcription. NCBI's taxonomy places the organism in Eukaryota, Fungi, Ascomycota, Eurotiomycetes, Eurotiales, Aspergillaceae. Gene Ontology annotation, molecular function: DNA binding; DNA-binding transcription factor activity, RNA polymerase II-specific; zinc ion binding. The coding region runs from base 1 to 2205 and encodes 734 amino acids. The transcript has 7 exons. The record is from RefSeq and is a predicted model, not a curated record.
AUGGAGGCAUUGGCGACUCUAGAUUCCCGGCCUGCGCGUCGGAAGUUCAGUAAGCCGCCUGUCAAGGUAGCUUGUCUAUCCUGCCGCACAUUACGAAUCCGCUGCGACGGCCAGAACCCAUGCACGAAUUGCAUCGCCAAGAAUGCGAACUGCUUCUACGUCCCCAGCCGCCGUGGCGGACCACGAAACUGCCAGAACCGCAAGCGAAGAAAGGCUCCGGCAUCGAUUCCAGUAUCAGUAGCGACAGUGCCAGGUCCUGAGCCUGCCGUACAAGAAAAUGAUAGAUCGGAUACGCAUGCGACGGACACGGAGGAGAGGAGAAGUCAGCAAUCGUCGUCGUUUGAGGGGGGUGUUGAGCAGACGACGUCGGGGUCUCUGUCUGGGUCUGGGUUUAGUUCUGAAAUUGGGUCUGAUGAUGCGGAUUGGUUCCAUCAGCUUAUGGACUUGAGUGAACCUGGGGCUGGGUUGAGGAAUGUUGAGAUGCCGAUUGCUGAGAUCGAGUCGAUUUUUGAUUCGAUAUUUGCUGGGGAGCAAGGCGGUACUGAGGUGCCUGAUGCGAAUGUGCAUUUUCCGAUGGUGGAUUUGGUGCAGAUAUACGGGAGUUAUGGGGAUAUUCUCGACGCCUACUACAUCUUCAUCCACCCAUACUAUCCCGCCCUACCACCACCCGAACGCCUCCCCGUGUACAACCGGCCAUUGCGCCAGAAGUCAACCUUUCAUCCAUCCUCCCCACUCAGUCUCGCCAUAGCAGCCCUACUAGUCCUAAUACCACACCCAGAUGAGAAAGAUCCCUCGCGCCCUGAGUACGUGAAGCUCCGACGAGACACAGCACAUUCAUUCGCACAGGCCGCUCUCGAAGCCGUAGAGGUCGAUUCAGAACUAGUUGCUUCAUCCAGUGACCCGUCAAGUGCUCUAUCCGAGGGCGUGCCACAACUCGACCGCGAUCCAUUCCAUCCGUUCGUACCGGUGUGCUUGGAGAGUGUGUUGGCGUUGCUGCUACUGAGUGUGUAUGAGUAUGCGCAGCGCGGGAAUAUCAACAAAAUGCGGAAUCGGGCUGGACAGGCAUUGACGACGGCGAUGAGUAUCUCGUUGCAUGAGACUGUUGAGGAAGAUGAGUUUGCGGAGGCGAAGCGGAGGGCUUGGUGGAUGACGUAUAUGGCAGUGUGUCAAGGGUCGAUUGUCAGCAGUGUACCACCCGUCUUCAACGUAUACGACCCACGCUUCGUCACGCCAUAUCCGGAGAGCUGGAAAUUUCUCAUCGAAGCCCAACAAACAAUCCUCGAAGCAACAACAUUCGUGCACGACCUCGACCAAGCAGCGAAGACCCCAUACAACGCGUCCUGGAUCCCGCAACGCAUGCAAGAACUCGACAGCCAAAUCACCUCCCUACUCCUACUGUGUAAACCUUCACAAUCAUCAUCGAUGCCGCAGACGCCUGUCGUGGGAUUGGAUUCCCCCGAGGUGGCAGCGUUAAAGGCUAUGGGGUAUAUAGCGGAGAUCAAGCUGCAGAGCGCGCGGAUCAAAACCCACCGCUUCAACGCCUUCAAAGACAUCCCCAUCUUCCGCCGCAGGCACUGCGACCUCGAACCCCUUAGAGCACCAACACCAGCGCAAUCACCAAUAACACCCUCCUGCUGCCGCAUGAAAAUUCCGCCCAUCUCCUCAAUUCCCUCCCCGGAGAACUCAAUCUCCAACUCAAGCUCAAUUUCGUCCUCCAUGCCAUCAAUCCGAUUCCCCUUCUCCUCACACGUCUCCUCGAAGAUAUGCCUGCAUGCUGCACUUAGCAUCGUUACAUUAUUAGAUAAUCUACCCUAUCCGAACCCUACUAACGAGAUUCCGUGGACGAUACCGCCAUAUCUAUCAUGGAACUCGCGCGUCGAGAUACCACGCACAAUGCCGACGUUUGCAUGCUGUGCUAUGCAAUCCGGGUAUGCGCUAUUGAUGCUGUGUUUUAAGGCGAGGGCUUUCAAUAGAUACAAUAGAAGCGGUGGUGGUAGCAGAGCAGUUGAUAGUCCAACCGCAAACGCAAGCGCAGGUAUAGGUGGUAAUGGGAGCCCAUCACUGAAUGGCUUCAUGAACGAGUUACAGCAGAACCUAAGGCUUGUGGUGAGAUGCUUGGGGAAUUACUCGAUUGCGUUCGAGGCGAUGCAGGGGAUGAGGGAUGAGAUUCUGGGGGCUGUGGAGAGGGGGUUUGGGGAGGCUUGA